CAGGCUCUGUGCAUUACAAGAUGAGGAGAGAUUAGAGCACAGUGGGUUAAUCUUUUGGCCUGCCAUCUGCCAGGUCCAUGAAAAUGAAACCUGAAGCCACGGCCUUGACCACCAACACACAGAAGUAACCUGACAGAAAAGGCCAUCUCCUGUCUAUUGAAAACUCCUGUUGGACUGAGAGGGCCCAGGAGUAACUCUUAAGAUGUCUCAUUGGAUUAGCUUGUGCGUGCUGCCUUUCACCUUCUCCAGUCGCACAGGAGCACCUAGAGAGCUGCAUCUCAUGUACAGGACUCUCGACGGAGCCGUCUUCAUGCACAAGCAGACUUUGCACCCUUUUUCUACGACAAUGGACCCUACAACUACAAUGGGAACAUGGCGCUGUUCAGCCUCUCAGAGGACACGGCUGUCGGUACACAGAUCUAUUGUCUCAAUGGCACAGACCCUGAGGGCCAGGAGGUGAGGUAUGGCCUUUCUUUUGAUCCAGGGUCAAAAGAAUACUUUAGGGUCAACUCCAAAACUGGAAACAUCACAUUGGCGGAAAAGCUGGACAGAGAGAAACAAGAUUCUAUUGACGUCCUUGUCAGCAUCACAGAUGGACAAAGCAAGGUUGUGGAAAGAGUCACAGUAUUUGUAAUGGAUGCAAACGAUGAAAAACCUGAAUUCCAAAACCUGCCGGCAAUCAUUGAAGUCCUGGAAACAACUGAGUCUGGCGGCAGCAUCUACAAAGUGGAGGCAGUGGACAAAGACACAGGUUCAGGGGGCUCAGUCAACUACUUCCUCCAGAAUGCUCAGUCCAGUUUGUUUGCCAUGGACAGAAAUAGUGGUGUCCUUCGUAUCAAAUCUGGAGAAACGUUGGACUAUGAGAAAACAAAGACACACUUUGUCACUGUCGUUGCAAAGGAUGGUGGUGGUAAUUUUAAUGGCAAGGAGCAGUUUAUGUCAUCCUCUGCUACUCUGACGAUCAACGUGAUUGAUGCACAAGACACUCCGCCAGCCUUUAUUGGGACACCGUAUUUUGGCUACGUUUAUGAAAUCUCAGUGGCAGGAUCUGAAAUAUUCACUGUCGUGGCAAAAGAUGGCGAUGUGGGAAGCCCAAAUCCAAUCCAGUAUUCCUUUGACAGUGGCGACGAUGGUGUUUUUAGCAUCAAUAAAACAAGCGGUUGCAUCACUCUGCUGACUGACCCCAUGUAUCUGAAGAGAGAGAUCUUCAAUAUUAAAGUCAUGGCAUCAGAAGUGAGUCCUGAAGGCAGGCUCUUGGACAGUGGGGCGACCAUACUGGUGAUCCGUGUGGUGGACCUGAACAAUAAUCCGCCUACUUUCUACGGAGAGAACGGCACCCAGAACAUGUUUCAGCUGACCAUGUAUGAGCAUCCCCCCGAGGGAGAGAUUCUCCGAGGGCUGAAAAUCACUGUCAACGACUCCGAUCAGGGUGCGAAUGCUAAAUUCAAUCUUAAACUCAUCGGACCAGGAAGGAUGCUGCGAGUCGUCCCGCAGACUGUCCUCAAUGAGGCCCAGGUCACAAUCUUAGUAGAAGACUCUGCUGCCAUGGACUUUGAGAAACACCACUUCAUCACAUACAAGCUACUUGCAGUUGAGAUCGAUACGCCCGAGAGGUUCAGUGCCACAGCAGACAUUGUCAUACAUCUCUUGGACACGAAUGACAACGCUCCCAAAUUCUCCUCCGAGUACUACAUCGCCAGAAUACCAGAAAACUCACCCGGUGGCUCCAAUGUAGUGUCAGUCACGGCUAUAGACCCAGACUCAGGACCUUGGGGUGAUGUGAAGUACUCCAUCUAUGGAUCAGGGGCUGAAUUGUUCUCGAUCCAGCCUGCAUCUGGGAUCAUCUACACCCAGCCGUGGGCGAGCCUGGACGCCGAGGUGAGGUCAAAGUACAACUUCUAUGUGAAGGCAGAGGACGCUGAGGGGAAGUACAGCCUGGCUGAGAUUUUUGUGACUGUGUUGGACCUGAAUGACCACCCACCUGCAUUCAACAAUAACUUCCUCGAGAAGACCAUGGUGAUUGGAGCACCAGUAAAAAUAGAGGCUGUGGACCAAGAUGCAGAAAUACCCAACAAUGUCAUUGAGUAUGCCAUCAUGAAAGCUGAGCCAGACAACAAUAUCUUUGACAUUGACGCUGACACGGGGGAGAUCAUGCUGAAGUCCUACAUUAAGUCGAUGGCUAUCAUUCAGAACAUCACCAAGCAGACAGACUGCACCUGGUCUCUGGUGGUGCAGGCCCGGGACCGCGGCAAGCCGUCCUUCAGCACCACUGCGGUCAUCAAGAUCGACAUCACUGAAGCUGUGAAAUCCAGAUUUGUCUCAUACUUCCUGGGCCUCAGGAAGCGUCCAGGGGCUGUGUUUGGGAUUUGUUUCACCGCUGUCACCUUCGCCAUUUCACUGACAAUCUUCAUUUCAACUCUUAUAUACUGGAACUCUGUGAAAAAGACCCGUGUACAGUCUAAAGGCAAGAUCAGAAAGAUUAUAAGGAGGUCUGUCGUAUAAAUGAAACUGACCUUGAGAUCAUCAGCACAGCAGUACUCAACUCUGUGGUAACAAGUAGCAAAUAUUUUUCAAAGGUUUUUGUCGUAGAGCAGGGCUGUGUCUGUGAAAGAGUACAAGAGCACAAUUUUCCAAUUUUUCUUGUUUUUGUCCUGAUUUAGUCCUCACGUAGGACACUAAAACCAAGUUCUAGUUUUCGAUUUUUAAUUAGAUUCAUGAACAUGUAUUCCCAGGUGCUGGAUGGUCUCAGCUACAGGUCGCCCAGUCAACCUCUCUGAUCUUGUCUUGACAAAGCAGAACUUAAAUCAUCAUUUUAAGUAAGAUUAAUUUGGCAUUCACGAGGAAAACGUAAAAUAGUUUGGACACAAACUGUAUUAUGGCAAUACAUUUGCAGUAACUGCGAUCUGUAUUUACACACAUAAUUAUUUCGGCCAAACGUUACCACAAAACAUAAAUGGGACAAUAAUAAUAAGUUACUUUUUGUGUGACAAACUAUGACUUCAGUCCCAUAUAUGAAUUCUUCUUGUGCUCUUUUACAGACCCAACUCAGUGGGGGGCCUUUGGGAUCAUUUUUGCAAAGUAGAAACAAUCCAUUUCAAAUCCUAGGCCUGCUUGCUAGUGCUAUUAGUCUCAUGGUCGUAGUCACAGUCAUCAUCUCCACUGCAACAUUCAUGCGCAACAAAAAGUCCAACCGGAUUCUGCCUAACCGCCGCGUGAGGAGGAGGAAACAAAACCCCUGGAACCUCAACAACCCCUUAAAGAAACCAGAAAACCCCGCAGAGAAAUUCAGAGUAGAAGAGGAGGA
This is a messenger RNA of Gymnodraco acuticeps, 3304 nucleotides long. RefSeq names its product cadherin-related family member 1a (gene cdhr1a). NCBI's taxonomy places the organism in Eukaryota, Metazoa, Chordata, Actinopteri, Perciformes, Bathydraconidae. Gene Ontology annotation, biological process: homophilic cell-cell adhesion. The transcript is spliced from 18 exons. Gene Ontology annotation, cellular component: plasma membrane. Bases 373 to 2502 code for a protein of 709 amino acids. Gene Ontology annotation, molecular function: calcium ion binding. The record is from RefSeq and is a predicted model, not a curated record.